GUCCACUCCAAGUGGACACUGUCAUCGCAGCCACCAUAUUCAGAGACGCUGUCUCAGAUCCUUUAUCAAGAUCCUUUCUUUUCUCAGUCCUCAUCGAGCACUUGUAAUCAAUCCACUCCUCAGAUAUCUUCAAAUUCAUCAUCUUCUAAUCUAAGCGUAUCUUCAAUUUUACCGAUUCUCCAUUCACCAGUCACUCGACAUUAUUAUUCAUAUCGUUUGCCACAACACGCUGUAUUAGCACCAGCACCGAUUCAUCACAAGUCCUCUCUGAAUUCAUCGGUUUUUCCUUCACCGUCGUCCCAUUCAUCUUCAUCUACAAACCAUCAUUCACCUACUUUGCAUAACCAUUAUCAUCAUUCAAAAAACAAUUAUCUCAACGGUACUAAUCAAGCUGAAAUGCCACGUAAAGGUUUUGGUUCAUUACGGCGUAUGCCAAUUGUAGUUAUUCCUCGCAAACGUAAAUAUAAGAACUAUGUAUCGAGAAGACGAAACACUCAACUGCUGGCUAGUUUGCGGCGAUGUGUCUCUGAUCCGGUAUUGUACAAAAGUUACAAUCAUUGGAUUGGCUUAAGCCAAGCGUUCUCUAUCGAAAAGGAGCAGCAGCCAGAGGUGACUGCUGAAUUAAUUAAGGAGCCUCAGGUGGAAAAGGUUGAACUACUUCGUAAAGGUAUCACUUCUAAACCAAGCAUCAAAUUAUCACACGAGGUCAUUAAAACCCCUGCUAUUAAUGUCAUACCCGAUGCAUCUGGAGCAGUAGUGAAGAAGAAGUGGGGUGCGAAUUCACGAUACGUUGAUGUCAAUCCAAAGACAGAUUCACAGUCAGAACUCGCUAUUUCAUCAGCACUUCCUAAUGUUGUACCAAUCCCAUCGUUGGUAAACUCUCGGAAUUUUGAGGAAUUAUCAGACACGAGUGCUUCAUCGCUCAGUGCAAAUGCUUCUGCUGCUGCCUCAAAGAGCGCAACAAAAGGUCGAAAUUUAACAACGACCAAACCAAAAAUUUCCCUGUCGAAUCUGAAUGAAGAUGGUGGUAGUUCGUUGAUUCGAAGAAAGGUUUCGAAUCGUGCACGUAAAGAUGAACUUAGCCGAAAAGAAUUCGGUGACUAUGCUAAUCUUGCUGCAUUCUCGAAAGAAUAUGCUGAUAAGGAGGCGGAACGUUCAGCGGAACAAAAGGCCAAGAAGACGGUUACGGCCGUCGCGGCUGCAUUUUCAUCUAACGACACGAAUCGUGAACUAGUCACAACCGCACAACCACUAUCAGCAGCUGGUGUCGAUUCAUUGAAGGAAUCAGCUGGCCAUGAUCAAACUGAGAAGCGUUCAAAAGCUGCACAGGAGAAGGAUGAGAAGAUAAGACGUGAACAACCACUUCUAGUGGCGUCUCAGGCACAUCAGCAUAACACCACCGCCAUUGCGCCACCAAAUUCAUCUCGUCGAGUUAAUAAACCACCACAGUUGUCACAAGCUAAUCUCUUAGCCACUCUUCAACUACCGCCUUCCGUUAGUGCCAAAGUUGAUCGAAUCAUUGCGAGUGCUGAACAGCGUCGACAGAAUGAACGUCGUUCCAAUGCACAUCAACCGAGUGAUCGUGUAGCGAAUCGCCAACCAGGAUCGUCAUCGAAAUCACGAGCGAUCAAUAACACAGUGACAGCCGCAGCAACACCAUCGAGCUCAGUGACUGCUUCAAUACCCCGAAUAGCGAUUCAAGAUGAUCGUGAUGGGCACUUGAUUUACAAAGACGGUGAUGUCAUUCAUGGUCGCUAUGAAAUCGUUCGAACGUUGGGUGAAGGUACCUUUGGUAAAGUCGUACAGGUGAAGGAUAACGAGGAAGGUACCAAAGAAUAUGCAUUGAAGAUUAUCAAAAAUGUUAGUAAAUAUAGAGAGGCAGCUCGACUCGAAAUCAAUGUCCUGAAGAAAUUACAAGAAAAAGAUCCUCGUGGUGCUUUCUUGAUAAUCCAACUUCUCGACAAUUUCGACUAUCAUGGCCACAUGUGUCUCGUAUUUGAACUGCUUGGUUUGAGUGUGUUUGAUUUUAUGAAAGCAAACGAUUAUCAAGCGUAUCCGAUGGACCAAGCACGUUUCAUUGCAUAUCAAUUGUGUUAUUCAGUCAAAUUCAUGCACGAUCAUCGACUGACGCAUACCGAUCUUAAACCUGAGAACAUUCUCUUUGUUAGUAGUGAUUACAGGUGA
Molecule: messenger RNA, 2184 nt
Organism: Anisakis simplex (herring worm)
Lineage: Eukaryota; Metazoa; Nematoda; Chromadorea; Rhabditida; Anisakidae
Source: the annotation of a GenBank genome assembly